Molecule: messenger RNA, 22497 nt
Organism: Pan troglodytes (chimpanzee)
Lineage: Eukaryota; Metazoa; Chordata; Mammalia; Primates; Hominidae
Gene: FOXO3
Product: forkhead box O3
Exons: 3
Coding region: 16043-17512 (489 amino acids)
Biological process (GO): regulation of transcription by RNA polymerase II
Cellular component (GO): mitochondrial matrix; nucleus
Molecular function (GO): DNA-binding transcription factor activity, RNA polymerase II-specific; RNA polymerase II cis-regulatory region sequence-specific DNA binding
Source: RefSeq, a predicted model, not a curated record
UAUUAGAGACGGGGUUUCACUGUGUUAGCCAGGAUGGUCUCGAUCUGCUGACCUCAUGAUCUGCCUGCCUCGGCCUCCCAAAGUGCUGGGAUCACAGGCAUGAGCCAUUGCACCCGGCUCCCUUGUGUAUUUUUAUUUUAAAUUUUUUAUUUGAGACAAGGCCUUGCUCUGUCACCUAGGCUGGAGUGCGGUGGCACAAUCAUAGCUCUCCACAGCUUCAAACUCCUGGCUCUCUCUGUAGAGAGCUAUGAUCCUCCUGACUCAGCUGCCCUAGUAGCUGGGACUACUAAUGAGCGCCACGACACCCAGCUAAUUUUAUGUUUUUUUUGUAGAGAUAUGAGGUCUCACUUUGUUGCCAGAUUGGUCUCAAACUCCUGGGUUCAAGCGAUCCUCUUACUUGGGCCUCCUAAAGUGCUGGGAUUAUAAACGUGAGCCCCUGCAACCAGCCUUCCUUGUAUUUCAGAUGUCUAGUGAAGUUAGUUAAGUUAGCCCUUGAAGGUAUUUUGAAUUUACUUUAAAUUCAGAGCCAGCAGAGGGAGUACACAAGUCUUUAAGCUGAUGUCAAGUAUUUUUUUCUACACACAGCUAAAAUAAUACCUUGAUUAUUUUUUAAAGAACUCUGAUAUAUAGUGUUUCCAUGUAAGUUUAUUGUCAUCAUUAGAAAAGGAAAAUUUAGGAGAGGGGGUGUGGAGAUUAAAAACUUAAAGCAAGUGUUUUAAAGGAAACCUUGGUCUUCUAAGACCCAUGAUUUACUUCCCACUCCUAGAUCAUUAAAUGAGAGUGCUUUUAACUGAAAAAUAUCCUCUCCUGCCUUUCAUCUUUUUGCUACUUAGUUCCUGAUACUACAUGUUCAUUUAUACCUAACACCAAAUUUUUACAGAGUAGUCACGUGUCUGGAUCAGUGGGAUGUUCUGUGUUUUAGUGCUAUUUUGAUUGGGACUUUUGAUAUUUUCCAAAGCUUCACAGUUGCUCAUGGGUGAGAGAAGUGUAUGUAUGUAUAUUUCUCUCAGGUAAGAGAGAAAGGUAAGGUAAAAAGUAAGAACAACAUUAUUUCCAAUUCAAAAAUGAAUAGUCAUGGAUCUACAGGAGACUACUGUAACUUUGAACUUUUUGUAAUUCUGUAAUGCUGUAUCGGUUUCUCACCUCCCUCCACUAUGCCCCAUAUUUUGGUGGUGGGGGUUUAUUUUUGACAUGGCAGUUGGAGAGGGUUAAAUAGAGUUCCUCUAAAAUUCAUGUCUUCCUGGAACUUUAGAAUGGUGACCUUACUGGGAAAUAGGAUCUUUCCUGAAGUAAUUAGUUAAAUUAAAGUGAAGUCAUAUCGGCUUAGGGUGGGUCCUAAAUCCAGUGACUGGUGUGUAUAAGUAGAGGAGAAAAUACAUAGAGACCCAAAUAAGGCCGUGGGAAGUUGGAGACAAAUGUUAGAGUGAUGCAGUUAUAAGCCAAAGAACACCAAGGAUUGCCAGGAGCCGCCAGAAGCUGGUAGGGGCAAGAAAAGAUCCUCCCCUAGAGCCUUCCCAGCGAGCAUGGCUUUGCCAACGCCUUGAUUUUGGACUUCUAGCCUCCAGGACUGAGAAAGAAUGAAUUUUUGUUGUUUUAAGCCCUGAAAUUCAUGGUAAUUCGUUAUGGCAGUCCUAAGAAAGUAACCUAGGAGCCUAGGGAUAGAAGAGUGGGAAUGGCAGAGUUGCAGAUGGAGAAGAAUAAAAAGACUUUAUUUAGAUUCAAAUCAAAGUGUUAAUAAUCAUUCAUAGGCUACUUUCUUGUCAUCUACAUUUUGUCUUUUUUUAAUCCUGCAGUGAGGACAGAGGGAGGCAUGAAUUUUCCUUGAUUUCCCAGUUAGAGCUACUAGAACAUGUCCCUCUUUUGCAUUUUGAAUAAGGUGUGUCCUUCCCCCUUGUCCCCCUCCUUACUGAAUUUCUUUUUCUCUGCCUGUUUUGUGAACUGACAGUAUGGCCGUGCUUGUUGAUUGUGGACUUGAGGUUUACAGUAAGUCCAUGAAAUCUGGCUGAGGGCUUUGGUGUAGAAGAGUCUGUCUUUGAGGGGAGGGGAGGGAGAAGCCAAGGAUCCUCAGUGGAAGAAUAGUGUGGAAGAAGAAGCCUCCUUUUGGCCCUGUCAGGGCUUGAGAAGAUGGAGGCAUACCAUGUUCACUGCCAUCAGUGAUGGUAGUAAGGCUAAUCCAAAUCUCUCUGGAGUCCCCUCAGUGUGUCCUAUGGUUGGUUCAAGCCUUGCAGAGUCUCACACACUUGGUCCUUCAGGCUUACGUCUGCUCUGUUUAUAUUUACAUUCAAAAAACCAGCUCUUCUUUUAAAGCAUAGAACAUGGAGUGGUUGUCCUCACAGAAACAGCAGCAGUAGCAGUAGAUAUCUUGUAGGUACCCAGUAGGUGUUUGGCUUGAAAUGUUCAGACAUUUAAGAAUCAGAAUUGCAUCUGUUUAUUCUCAUAUUUUAAAAUUAUAUUUUUGGGGAGGGGUGUCAGGGUUAUAUUAGAGAUAUGUUUAGUUUUUGCAAUAAAAAGAGUCUACACAAGACAUUUUCUAGCCUAUUUAUACUAAUAAUGACAAUAAUAGUAGCUGUGAUUUAUUGAGCCCUUAUUAUGUGCCCGUUACUCAACUAGGUUUUUUACGUCUAAUAUUGAUUCUAUAAGAUAGGCAUUUAAAUGUAAGCCUCAGUUUAAAGACAAGGAAAUGGUUCAGGAAGGUGAAAGUAACUUGCUUGGGAUCCAAACCCAGGGCUCUCUGACUUGGGAGCAUCUGCCUUUUCUAGUAUACUUUCCUGUCUCCUGGAGUGUGGGUGGGACUUUGGGUGGGGUACAACAAGAAAUUAAAGAGCUUUUGGCCGGCGCGGUGGCUCACGCCUGUAAUCCCAGCACUUUGGGAGACUGAGGUGGGCGGAUCACGAGGUCAGGAGAUCCAGACCAUCCUGGCUAACACGGUGAAACCCCAUCUCUACUAAAAAUACAAAAAAAUUAGCUGGGUGUGGUGGCGGGCACCUGUAGUCCCAGCUACUUGGGAGGCUGAGGCAGGAGAAUGGCAUGAACCCAGGAGGCGGAGCUUGCAAUGAGCCGAGAUCAUGCCACUGCACUCCAGCCUGGGUGACAGAGGGAGACUCUGUCUCAAAAAUAAAUAAAUAAGUAAGUAAGUAAAUAAAGAGCUGCCAUUUAAAAAGUUUCUACUCUAUGCUGCAUUCUUUACCUCUGUCCCCAGGAAUCCCCACCUUAAUCCUUCUGACUCCAUCUUGAAUGCUCAUCUUCAGAGUUGUGCUGACUCUGAGUAACAGCACCUCUCUGUGUGCUGGUGGGAAGUGAACUUGGCUCCGUUAUUUAGGCUCCUUCCCUUGAUUUUUGCAUGAGCUAAAUAACUUUUAAGAAUUAGCUGGGCACAGUGGUUCACGCCUGUAAUACCAGCACUUUGGUAGGCUGAGGCGGGAGCAUCACCUGAGGUGAGGAGUUUGAGACCAGCCUGGCCAACAUGGUGAAAUCCCGUCUCUACUAAAAAUACAAAAAAUUAGCUGGGUGUGGUGGCUGGCGCCUGUAAUCCCAGCUACUCAGGAGGCCGAAGCAGGAGAAUCGCUUGAACCCGGGAGGUGGAGGUUGCAGUGAGCCAAGAUCACACCAUUUUACUCCAGCCUGGGGGACAAGAGCAAGACUUCGUCUCAAAAAUAAAUAAGUAAUGAUAAUAAUAAAGACUUAUGAUAUUGGCCGGGCGCGGCGGCUCACGCCUGUAAUCCCAGCACUUUGGGAGGCUGAGGCAGGUGGAUCAUGAGGUCAGGAGUUCAAGACCAGCCUGACCAAGAUGGUGAAAUCCCGUCUCUACUAAAAAUACAAAAAAUUAGCUGGGCGUGGUGGCACAUGCCUGUAAUCCCAGCUACUCCGGAGGCUGAGGCAGAGAACUGCUUAAACCUGGAGGGGCGGAGGUUGCAGUGAGCUGAGAUCACGCCACUGCACUUCAGCCUGGGCGACAGAGCGAGACUCUGUCUCAAAAAAAAAAAAAAAAAAAAAAAAGAAGAAGAAUUAGCGCGUACCUGGGUCUUUAAUGGGAGAGUAGGAAUGGCUUGAGAAUUCUGUCAGAAACCUGUUGGUUUGGUGAUUCUGCAGUUCUCUUUGGUCACUGCCAGGUGUGAUCAUGGUUUACUAUGGGUCAGAUGCACAGUGUAUUAUUUAGAAGAAUAGAGUGACGCAUGGUAGGUAGAAAUCUUUUGGGAUGGGGCCUUAUCGCAGAAAUUUCUGUGUUGGGACAGUAGGAUAUCUGUGCUUUUAUAGGCUUCAAGCACGUAGAUGAAUGCAGGCAGCAACAUCAAGAAAAGCAGAUUUCAGGAAAAAAAAAGCAUUUACAAGGAGUUCUUGGCAGAAGUUUUGCUGCCAAAUCAGAAAUCAUAAUGAAAGAUAUUAAAAAUAUUUUGUGAGGUGGUCGUCUCUUUGCAAUGCAGUUAGUGACGGCUUUAAAAGCAGGCUGCCAAGAUAGAGACAGAAAAUGUUGCAUAAUGCAAGUUGCUGGCCAGGUUAGUGUUUAUCUCUACUGAAGAGCCUACUUGCUUUUGUCUUCAAGGUAAAAAUAUGUAUGAAUAAGACCUAAAAUGGUGGUUUUAAUUGGCCACAGGAAGGCAGUGCCGUAAGAUAAAAUGUAGUUAACAGAAUAGAAUGCUAAUUAUCCCAUAUUGUUCUGUGUAUGUUGGAAAAAAAUUACAGAACUCUCAGUUUCAUAGUAAAGAUAGGUAAGUAGUGUCUGGAUAAUGUCCAGAGGAUAGACUGAAACUCUGUGAUAAACGUGAGCAGGCAGAAGGAUGCUACCUGAUAACUGAGUAUAACAGCAUGCAGGGGAGGACUGUGGCUGGAGGCAGCUGCAAUAGAAGUUGGCAGUGCCACUGUGGACUUUUAAAGGGACAACUCUGGGUACAAGCCUGAAGUGUAAGGAGGACAUAAAAUUAAAUACAAUUGAACUUGUCUCCUUGAAAACUGGUUCUCCCUUUUUACUACAUUAAAAAGAUCAAGUGGACAGUUAAGUCAUUAAUUCAGGUAAUUCCAAUCACAAAACUACUUUUUUCCUGAAGUGUCCUAAUCAUUGAUUUUUAAAAAUGAUAUUUCUUUCAUCAUAAAUUAUCAGCAUAAUUGCUUUGGUUCCAUAUUUCAUAUUAAGCUUGGGCUGAGUGAUGUUUAAAGCCUCCUGCUUACCUUCCCCCCUUUUCUUCCUAUUUUAUUUUACUUAAUACCUAAAAAAAAAAAAAGAAAAGAAAAACCUCGAUGUAGAUUAUUUUCUUCUGAUACUGUGAUGGUUUCAUAGAGUAAAACACUUUCCCUAGAUCUCUUCAUUUGAACAUUUCCUGUUGAUAAAUCACUGAAAACAAAACAAAACUACCUAAUUUAAAAGCGUUGCGAUGGGUCUUCCAGAGUUUUUAUCUUACACAUAGCUGUUCUAGGGCUUCCCACCAACAUUUAUUUCCAAACCAAGGACUUGUUUAUCUCAUCCUUCAUACUUUUGCAUUUGAGUCCGAAUUGGAUAUGGGUUUUUGUUGUCUUUGUUUUUGCAGUAGAAAAACUUCAGUUGGUAGGAUGAAAAGGAGAACAAAUCUUUAUUCACUUUCAAUAUAGUUCCAUUAACAGUAUUAAUGUGCCAUGUAUGAAUAUACCUGUCAUGCAGAUUGAGGCCCACAGACGAAUAACAUUUUGGGCAAGAUAAUUUUAAGUAAAAACUGAAGCUCUGAACUCAAACAUUCUUUCAAAUUUCUUUAAAAUAAUAAUGAUCACUUAGAUGAGGUGCAUCAUUUAUGUAACCCUGAAAAGCCUGGAAUUGACUUACGAAAAUGUCAUAGGCCUGAUUAUUUUAAAGUUAUCUUCGAGCUGAUGCUGGUGUGAGCAUGUUUGCUUUAGAACACAUGGACUCUUAAGCUCAUGAUAGAUAAUUUCCUAGGUGAGCUAGUAUACUGUUUCUUGAAAUUAGUGGCCUUGAUCAGCCCUUCUCUCUCCAAGCCUGUCCAAUAAAGAUAAGUUUACAGCCUUCUUUUUGAAUAGACGCAUGUCCUCUGCUGAACUGAAUUAUCUAAAUCAGUCCUAUUUAGUCUCCUCCCCUUACAAGAAAGAUCCUUAUUUCAGACUGAAAGACUAGGUGAUUUGGGCCAUAUUUUAGGUUUUAUCAUACUUACCCUUCAUGUCAUUUGUUAAGGUCAAGUUCAGCAUUUGACUGUGGACAUAAUUUUUAGUAGGUGUUCCUUGGGAAGAGGCUUAUUGGGAAGAGAAGUUUAUUCCAAUAGUCUCAUAAAAUCAGUGAAUGCUUUGAGUUAAUUUAUCAGCAACCUGUGCUGAAUAAGCAAGGUGCCAUGUGUUAAAUUAGGAAAGGUAACUGGUGCUGCUAGUGAAAACUGUGUCUUCUAAGUUGGCUUUAAAAUAAAUUGUUUACCAGAUUAAUGUUUCAAUCAGAAAUUACAAUUCUCAUUUUUAAGAUGCAGCUUUAUCCACAUCUAAGUUUUCUCAUCAGCCAAAAAAAAUUUAAAUGGAUGAAUCUGUUUAGCUUAUAAUGCAGUGGAAAUACAUCUGGAUUUUUAUCUCUGGGCUCCCAGUGUUUGCCCUGUUGAUGUGAGCAGAGAUGAUUUUCACCUGACAUCUUUGUUGCCUGCCUGGAGAGUCCUUGCUCUUUCCAUUGACUGAGUAGUUCUAGCUAGUUUCUUUUGUGUUCAUUGUUCUGCCUUAAACAGGAUCAUAAAGCUUUCAAAAAUUUUUUUUUCAGCUUGUUACCUCAUGUGUCUGUGCUGGCCAAGAAGGAAGAGAAGAAAAUAACUUUAUCAUUUGCAUCACAUGAUUUUACAGCUUUGAAAACCCAUUUGUCAGUGUGGUUACUGGGAGGAUGAUUGCAGCUAUUGAGUGCUCUGAGAGUUACUUCUUUAAUCUCUUCCCUCUUCUUUCCCCGUUUAAAAAAACAGUUAAUUUUGCUGAGGGAGAAAUUUUAUUGUUUUUUUGGUAUAUGAUUUCAAAGUUGAACCUUUAAAUGAUUUGUGAAAAGUUAAAAGUUCUUUGCCCCAAGUUCUUAGUAACUCUUCUAAAAAAAAAAAUAGUAUACCUUAUUAAGAGGGUUUCCUGGCAUGUUCUUUGGACUGUUAUCAAGUCUUUGGCACAUGAGGGUACUUCCUUGAUGGUCUAGCCAUUUCUGAUUUUUGAACCUGAGACAGCCAACAUUGAGUUGAUCUCUAGAUCAGCUUCACAGAAUCUAACAUAGUAACCUCGGUUUCACUUGUCCUGGUCACUCCUGGCUGCUGUUCCAUUUUUGACUUUUCCUUUUAUAUCUACUACACAUUGUCUAAAGAGGGCUUAUUCCCCUUCUCUUUCCUAUCCACUGGUCACCUUACUCCUACAUCAGUGGUUUUUAACCCUGGCUGCAUUUUAGAAUCACCUGAAGAGCUUUCAAAACCACCAGUGCCUAGGUACCAUCCUAAGGCAGUUAGGUCAGAAUCUCUAGGUAUGGGGCCUGGGCAUCUAUGUUUUUUAAGCUUCCCACGUGGUGAUAAUGUAUAGCCAGGAUUGAGUGCCUCUAUCUUAGAGACAUUAGAUUUUGGCUGUGGAAGUUAUCAGCUAUUUUAGUACUGACUUUUAGAUGCAUUUCAGCCCUCUCCUCCAUAGGAAGCUCCACAUGACAAGGAGUGCUGUAAAGUUGGGAUUAAAGAGUAAGGUUGGCUUCUAAGGGCAAGAGCAUUAUUAUCACUUAACAAACUGUGUUUAACUGGGGUCUCCUUUAAUAUAAAUGCAUGUGAUGUCUUUAGUUUCCAACUCCCACUCAUUUUUCUAGUCUCUACUGGACCCUAGUUAAGUUACUUUGAAGUUUUCAGGAAUUUUUAAGAAGAGAUGGUGCUGUUUUAAGUCAUUGCAUAAGACUUGAAAACUGAGAGAUAUAAACUUACUAUUCUUUUGUGCAACCUAAUCUGAUAUACCAGAAGAUUCCACCAUAUCCUGAUGUUUGAAGGUAAUGGUUCUCCAAGUGGUCCCUAGCUCAGCAGCGUCAGCAUCACAUAGGAACUUUCAACAUCACGUAGGAACAUCACGCAGAUUCUCAGGCUUACUCCGCACAGACUAAAUCAGAAACUCUUUAACAAGCCCUCCAGGUGAUUCUACUGCAAGCUGAGGGUUCAGAACCACUCUUUUAAAGUCGUUUGCUAAGUCUGUGGAAUUAUUCUGGUGAUAGGAGUAAAAAAUCUUAACAUCGCUUGCCAUCUUGGCUUCAGAAUCAUGGCAAAAAUGGGGAAAAAAUAUGGUGGUAUCUGUUGAAAUAUAACAAAGCUUUGGCCCCUUGAGUAUUUUGGACUUCCCACAGAUCUGUGCUGCUCUGUAGCCUUCUGUACAAGGCAAGGAUACUCACCUCUCAGGAUCACAGCAAUAAAGGAUCCACUCAGGUGUAUAGAGGAAACCACAUGUUCACCUUAGUGCAUAUAUUGUGUUCACAGAACUUGUGUUUAGGUUGGAUUCAUGUCUUUUUGUGUGUGUGAUCUUUUUCUCUUGUUUGUUUUGGUCUUUUGAGGACAUUCCUAGUUUUAAAACCACUAUCAGACGGGAGUAGUUGCACUGACUCAUCCCCAGACAGACAUGGGACAUGUGAGAGAAAGAUAAGAUAAAAAUGUGCUGGGUGUAAUCAGUGUGAGAGGCUCAGUGCAGUGAAGGGGAGAGUGACACGGCUCUCGUGAUGAAGUCAGAGGUAAGGCGGGACAUUCACCUCGGCUCAGGAUCCUAAAAGGCACACGACCUCUUGCACCACAGGUGGAACCAGGUACAGAUCCAAACAAGUAUGCUGCUUGUCAGUAUCAUUGGACUCUGUAGUCCAUUAAGCAGGGCCUCAUGAUCAGCUAGCUAUAUCAAACCUAGCUGGUGGCUUUAGGAAUGUAAAUAGUGCAAAACACAGUGGGUUGGCCAGUUCUGGAUGUUCAUGUGAGGGUCUUUUACCAGCUGCUUCAGAAUGUUGCCUGAGAUUCAUAAACACUAAAACAAAACAAAACAAACUCCAGCAGGAUGACUUUGGAUUACAGUUCAUUCUGCUGUUAGUGUCAUUCCUUUUCGUACAUGAAGCCGUAUCCAAGAUGAUAUGGCUUGAGUGCUAAGCCUCCGAGGUGCAGUGAUCUGGGUUUUCUUCUUGGGGGAGUGGGUAGGGCAGGCCAGUCACUUUCCUCAGAUUCACCAAGAUUCCUGGGAAGGGUCAAGAAGGCAGGUUUGGUGUUGGAACAACAUCAGAAGGUCCACAUGGAAGGGAAAGCUGCACUGAGGGACUUCUGUCUGGGGUCAGAGUUUGGAGGAAAGUCCAAAAUAUUGUGCUGUUAACUGUGAACAGCAUUCCAAACUGAACUCCAGGAGAGUACCAGGGACUUGUACACAUUGGAAGUCAGAUACAGCUGGUGGGCCCUGGAAGUGCUGGGGACAGUAGGAUCCUUUCCAGAGCCAUCACCACUCACAGGUGAAAUGUGUCAACACAUGUCAGUUGCUCAUCCAUUUUGGUUUUCCCAAAGCAUGGGCCUCUGCUUGCAUGUUCUGGGGGCAAGGAGAGAGGGUAUCUUGAAAGGAUCUGGCAUCAGGAUCACUUUCACAGAGGAGUAAAACAUCUGGUAGCAGUCCAGGAAUAAAGCCUGCCCAGUAGCAGUCCAGAAGGCUUGUCUCUCAGCCCAGAGAAACCCCCAGUCCUUGGCUUCUGUGUCUCAGACCUGGAGAUAAUGAGGGACAUCACCUGCUUGACCCCUCUUUGAACAUUUCCUUAAGGAGGCUAUAGAGGAGGCCUCUGGUUUUGAGACGGUCGGUGUCCUGACUUCUAUGUGCUGCUGAAUUACAGAGUUGAAGUUUGAAAACUCUUAAUUCCUCCCUGCCCAAAAGGGGCAAAAAGGGCUAAAUCUUCCUUCUGUGUUGGUGUGAAUGGGUGUGAUGUAUACAGUCAUAACCUUAGAUUUAUCUAUCAUUUUCAUGGCUGUAACUAAAAGCUACGGUUAAUCGAACAUUUAUUAGCAGUGUGCCAGACACUGUUGAGCUUUAUGCGUAUUAGCUCUUCUUCAUUUUUUUUUUUUUUUUUUUUUUGAGAUAGAGUCUCACUCUGUUGCCCAGGCUGGAGUGCAGUGGUGUGAUCUCGGCUCACCACAACCUCUGCCUCCUGGUUUCAAGCAAUUUACUAGCCUCAGGCUCCCAAGUAGCUGGGAUUACAGGUGCCCACCACCGUGCUUGGCUAAUUAGUAGAGGCGGGGUUUCACUAUGUUGGCCAGGCUGGUGUUUACACAUUUCAAACUCCUGAACUCAUGAUCCACCCACCUUGGCCUCCCAAAGUGUGGGGAUUACAGGCGUGAGCCACCGUGCCCAGCCUUAGCUCUUUCUCUUUACUCAUGAGGAAACUGAGGUACAAAAUGGCUAAGUGACUUGGCUGAGGCCACAUAGUUGGUAAGUGAUAGAAGUGGGACUCCUGUAUCAGUAUGUCUCCACUUUGACUAAGGAAACUCCAAAGUCAAUUUAUCCAAGCUUCAGGGAUCUUGAUUUUGUAAUACUGAGACCUCACUGGCUUGUUCUUUUCUAUCAUAUUUCCCAUUUUGGUUUAAAAGAAGAGAAAGGAAGGGAGUUUGCAUGAUCCGUUAGAAUUGUAGAUGUGUUCUACCUAGCUGUCAUUGUUUGAGAACCCAUAGAAAGAACAGACUUGAGUGUUAGGUUGUAGACAAGCAUUCACAUUGAACACAAAAGGCUUUUCAGACUUGUACUCUUGUGAAGUGUGGUUAUUCUUAGGGAUGGGACACUUCAAACUGCCUUUUUUCUCCAGGCUCUAGAGCAGAUGUAAGUGAUAUUCCAGGAAGGGUGACCCAGCUCAUCUUUCGCAGAUUCAGAAAUGAGACAGAUAGAUGAGUUUACUCUAAACUGCACUUAAACUUUCCUGUAGUCAUUGCUUUCUCUCCCUGCCCCUGCCCCUUCUGUGGAAGUUGAAGCAGACUAAUUGUAUAUCAUCUUUUGUUGAACAGCGACAUCGUGCUUGGAAGCCAGUGGGUCAUUUGGGUCUAGUUUUCAUUCUUUUCUUUGGAUCUGCUUCACAGUUUAAAUUAGGCCCAGGACAUUGUAUAUGGUGGUUUAAGAAGGUGACUGUAACAGGCAGAUGUUGAAAGAUGGAAGCAGUAGGAGGAGGCCAAACUGUGGAGGACAGGGGUAAUAACUGGAUUGGCAAAUGGGGGUUGAGGAGCAUGGAAGGCAGCCCAGUCAGAAUACCUUGGCAGAGGCUGGAGGGUUGUAGUUGUGUGAUUGUGAUGAAAUAUUAGGGGUGAUGGCUGGGUUUGGAAGAGUUAAGCCGUUAUGAAAUUUCUUCAAAGAACAUUAUCAAACAACACAUAUGUACUGCUGAUUAAGCAAUAUCAUUAAUGAGCCUGCUUUAUAAUUUAAAAUGCAAGCAGAUUUACUUUCAGUUUCAGUCAUGGAACCAUUGAGACACUUUGGGGAGGCAAGUGAACCACUGCAGUUCUUUCUAUACUGGAAGGAAAAGGAGGAAAGCAAAGUUAUUUUGUGGUUUUGGAGUAGUUUAAAAACAAAAGUUUUGUGUUUUGAUAGUGCCUUCCAAAGAGUUCAGCAUUAUGAAUCAUUUCUUCUUUGUCAAGGUGAGAGAGGCAUUCUGUCUGUGAACUAAAUCUCCCAAAGUCUUCAGUGUUUGAUGGGCAAAGGAACGAGAGGAAAGAAAUAGGAAACUGCCAUGCCAUCUUUCUCCCAUUAUCUCCCUUUCAUGAAAAAUGAUCUGUGGCUCGCUGCCAAGACUUUGUUUAAAAAAACUUGGUUGUCUGGUAUUUCUCAUCUGCAUGAAAAAUAAAAAGUGUCUCCAUUUUUUUCUGAGAUAAAUGGUAAAGAUAAAGCUUUCUUAAUGUUUAAAAAUAUAGGCUGCAUACUCUCCAAGAAAAAAAGCCCUACAAAGAAUGUCAGCUAUUUUUGGAAUAUUAUAUAAACAGUUUUAACUGUCAUAUAGGGACAACGUAUUUUUCCUGCACUCCUAACCCUCACAGGAAUAAAGGACAUUGGCCCUUUCUUCACUGGCUUGGUGUAGGCCAUUUAUUUACUAGCCACCUAAAUAAGUGCCUACCAGCUGCUUUUAGGUGAAAUCUAGGGAUCAUCCUAAACAUCUUAUGUGCUAGGUGUGGGAAGCAGGCCCAGCAGGCUUGGGCUGAAUAGAAGUAAGAGUUCCCAGCCCUGUGUUGUUGUUGUCCCAGGAGGCAGAUUUUCAUCUGUGAAGUCACCUGGGAAUCUUUAUAUCCAGUUGUAAGAACUCAGUAACAUCCCUUUGCUCAGUCCAGACCAAUAACAUUUUAAACAGUUGCUGGACUUUUUAAAAUAAAAAUUUUGUGUUUCCUGCCAUGUAAACAGAGAUGUUCCUAAAAGAAAGUAAAUGAACCAUUUGUCAGAUAAUGCAUUUAUUCUGGUUACCUUAAUCCCUUUGUUAGGUUUUUGUCAUGGAGAUAGUAGAUGACAGCUUUGAAGGGAUGUUAAGCAGUGGGGUUAUUUUUUUUUCCCCAAGGAGACAGUUUUUAGGGCAGACUUUGAGUAUUUUUUCUCUUGUUUCUGAGUGUGUAGCUGUAUAUUAAGAUGGGAAAGCUGACUGACCCAGGAAAAACAGGACGGUAGGCCAGUCCACCUGCUGGGUCUGUUAUUCACAUUCUUGUUGGGUGUAACUGCCUUCCAUGUGACUCUCGGUACCCCCUUCUCAGCAGCCCUGCUUUAUGUCCCUAAUGUUCCCCUGUUCAUCUCACCUGGACUGCUUCCUGAGGGAUUUUCUAGGGGAAGGACUAAUCUGAGAUGCAAAUUAAUGCCAAAUUGAUGAUGGAACUCCUGAGUCCUGAAACGCAGUGCCUUGGAUGUCAUCUGACUUACCCUUUAUUUUCUGGAUGAGGAUAUUAAGGAUCAAAGAUGUAAAGGAGGUUACUUGAAACCACCCAGUGGGGUCACUCUUACCUGUAAACUGACUGCGUGGUCACCACCAUUCUUGCUGAGGAAGAUCUGCAGCUGUCUCAUGAACAUCUGUAAUGUGCCUGGAUACAGUCCUCGCUUCAGACUCACUACUUUAUUUUCUAGGGAAGAACUAGGCUUUUUAUUUCACUGUGGCUGGUGUGGGGGCAUUCGGUGAAAAGGUAGCGAUGGGAGACAACAGGCAGCCAAAAUGCUACCUAAUAAACCUUUGAACCUUGAAGAAGGAUUGCCCGGUGGUAGCCCUAUUAUCCAGAGUGAUGGGGCCUGAGUUUUCUGAGUGGUUGUAACUUUGAUGGUUGUGACUUUGGGAAAGAAGUAUAUUGCAUGUAAUGUUUCCAAGAAUUAGUUACUGUGUGCCAGAGGAGUGGGCACAUAAGCUGGAUCAGUGGCUUUAAUGGGCAGCAGUUGGCUGCAAGAGAAAUUUGCAGUUUCACCAGUCUUAAUGCUGGGCAACCCACAUAUUAAAUAAUGUUUGGUACACUUGGAUAUCUUUUAUUGGGAAUUAAGCCCCCAAAGCAGCUUUCUGUAACUGUUAAAGUCUGAUAAUGCUAAGCUCUUCUUCAGGCACUGGAGAAGUUUGGCAGUCUCUGGAAUAAGGAAUUUGUUUGGCUUUGGCACUGAUAGCCAAAAUGCCACUUCUAGUCACUUUAAAUGUUACCAAGAUUUCAGUCUCAUUGCCGAUUAUUGAAAGGUCUGUGGCAAAUAAGAUUUCAGUGCUGUGGUGAAGCAAUCUGUGUGUGCUUUAAAGGUAAAUAAAAAUACAGCACAUUUUCUGAGUAUAAUUCUCGUAGACAGAGUUUUGUUGGUCACCCAGAUGGUUGGAAGUUCUGGUCCUUCAGCAGUAUGGGUUGGUGGCAGUGGUGCUGGCUUCUGCAGCCUGUGCUGGUCCAGGCCUAAACUCAGGGAAAAGUAUACACGUCCAGGGCUCAUGUGACUUGAUCAUAUGGGGGCGUGCUUCAUAGGUCACAGCCAUGGUUAUUCAUCCAUUUAGUUUCAUUCUGCCGGCACGGUAAUGCAUGGAAUAAAGAUGGACAUACAAGUGGGCAUUGCUUCUGAUGAGUCUGCAGUAUAGUGGGUGAUAGGGAUAUGCAAACAGAAAGUUGUUUUUCUUGGGAGAUGGCACUAAUCCACCUUGCCUAGAAAGAAGGGAAGUCUUGCUGAACUGUGCAUCCUGGCAUGUAUCUCUGCCAUCAUUCAGUAUUUUCACCUUUGAUAAUGAAAUUUCUGACAAUACAGGGUGUUGUUGGAGUUCAUUUUUUUUGUUGAUAAAAGUAUUACUGUAAUCAAAGAAUUCCUUGCAGAAGUUUUGCAACCCUCAAGGAAAAGUGAUAAAAAAACAGACCCUGCAUGAUGGAUUGCAGGUUUCAGGGAGGUGGGAGUUGUCCAUCCUUUCGCAUUGGCUUUGCUUUUGUUUGUGUAACCAUGAAAGGAUACUGAGUCUGCUUUUUGUAAAGGAGAUAACUUGGUUCAUCCCUAACAUGCAGAGUGUUGGGUGAAUUAACGAGUGGAAGGCACGUAAUGAUGAGUGGCACUUAUGUAGUAUUUUGAUGAUUUCACCUAGAAUCUUGCCAUCUGGAAACUUGCAUUUACUAGGAUGUAGAGCCAAUUUUGGAUGAUACUGAGUCCAAUGUUUAUUUAAAAUGGUUUAGAUUUUCAUUUGGCUAAAAUCUAGGAGGUUGUAGACUAAUAGAAUAACAAUAAUGAUAGCCUUUCCUAAGGAGCUCUGAAUAGCCUCAAUAGUACUAUAGUGAGAGGUAAAAGACAAGAAUCUUACCUUAUUUCAUAGUGAUGCAGUUGAAACAUGGUAGCCUGCACAGGGUGGUAGAGCUGGCCCGUUUUGAAAUGAGAAGUUGAAUUCCUGAUCUAUGGCUUUGGCACUUGCUUUGCCACCAAGAAUUGCUAUCUCCAAAAUCUUCAAGCCAUGAAGAAUCUUUGCCAUCUUAUUUAUUUUCCCAGCUCCUGGGGAGCAGAGGUUUCCCACUUGGAGUUUAGAUUUUGCUGAAAGCACCAAAAUCCAGGCCUGAAAGAUCUCAAAGUGGAUCAGGGCCUGGGGACCAGCUGUGCAUUAUUGAGAUUGGAGCCCAAGUUGGCAGGGAGGCCAUGGCUCCUUCACUAUCCAGGAAGGCCCUCUGCCCUCUUACUCAGCGCUUCAGCAGAACAGGGCUGGGCUCUUGAUCCUGAGACAGCUGGGAGUCUGCAAGGUGUGCCCCAUGCUUUCCUUCAAUGUAAAGAUGCCUUUUACCUCCCAUUAGAGUGCUUCAGAGGCUACUUAGGGUGCCUUAGGAAAAGGUAUCGUUAUUAUUAUUCCAUUAGUCUGUAACCUUCUAGAUUUUAGCUGAAUGAAACUCUAAACCACUUAAAACACACUGGGCUCAGUAGCAUACAAAAUCGCUCUGUGCUUAGAGGUGUCUGCAAAGUGGUGGGCGUGCUGCCCCAGUGGCUGUCACUCUGGCUGCUGCCCUUAUGUCUCCUUCAAGGGUCCAUGGAAGAGAAAUGAGGGACACAUGCCUAAGGUCAGCUUCUACCACAUGCUAUUCCACUUUCUCAGCCGGCUUCCUACUUUUUCACUGCCUCUGAAAUAGACACAGACCUGCCAGUCCUGGAAGGCCUCAAGCCUCUGGAAAAGCAAAGAUCACUUUUCCCCAAAGAUGUUAAUUCCAAACUUGUUUAUGUUCCUCCUUGGAAUGACAGCUUACAAAAAUAUGUGCAGUAUUAAGAGAUGAAGCCUGAGGGUGAAGGACAACAUAGUACUUGACAGGUACCAGAAUUAGGUGACACAUUUCACUCUUGAGUUUCAUAGCAGCUGGAGCAAGAAGGGACAUAAGAUUAGCUUCCAAACUUAUAACUGCCUUUAAAUGAAAACAGAAGUAGCGUGGCUUUUUGUGUUACUUAGAAACUUUUUCUCUUGGGACAUCAUAAAGAGAACACUGAUCUAAUAAACGACAUUCUCCUGCUUGAAACUUGGUUCUCUGAGGUAAUGAGCCAGUCCAUUAGUUUCAGUGUUCAUUCCUCAGUGAUGUAUCUAUGUUCACCUAUCUGGCCUUGUGAAUAUUUUUUUGACGUAACAUGAGCUAGACUGAGUAUGAAUGGCUCCAAACUUAGGAGUGACUAGGAUUUACAGAUGAAGCAGUAUGGAUCAGUUUCUUUGGGAAGGUUCUUGGAGGACCCUAUGGGAGGAAACCCUGGACAGAACUCCAUCCGGCACAACCUGUCACUGCAUAGUCGAUUCAUGCGGGUCCAGAAUGAGGGAACUGGCAAGAGCUCUUGGUGGAUCAUCAACCCUGAUGGGGGGAAGAGCGGAAAAGCCCCCCGGCGGCGGGCUGUCUCCAUGGACAACAGCAACAAGUAUACCAAGAGCCGUGGCCGCGCAGCCAAGAAGAAGGCAGCCCUGCAGACAGCCCCCGAAUCAGCUGACGACAGUCCCUCCCAGCUCUCCAAGUGGCCUGGCAGCCCCACGUCACGCAGCAGUGAUGAGCUGGAUGCGUGGACGGACUUCCGUUCACGCACCAAUUCUAACGCCAGCACAGUCAGUGGCCGCCUGUCGCCCAUCAUGGCAAGCACAGAGUUGGAUGAAGUCCAGGACGACGAUGCGCCUCUCUCGCCCAUGCUCUACAGCAGCUCAGCCAGCCUGUCACCUUCAGUAAGCAAGCCGUGCACGGUGGAACUGCCACGGCUGACUGAUAUGGCAGGCACCAUGAAUCUGAAUGAUGGGCUGACUGAAAACCUCAUGGACGACCUGCUGGAUAACAUCACGCUCCCGCCAUCCCAGCCAUCACCCACUGGGGGACUCAUGCAGCGGAGCUCUAGCUUCCCGUAUACCACCAAGGGCUCGGGCCUGGGCUCCCCAACCAGCUCCUUUAACAGCACGGUGUUCGGACCUUCAUCUCUGAACUCCCUACGCCAGUCUCCCAUGCAGACCAUCCAAGAGAACAAGCCAGCUACCUUCUCUUCCAUGUCACACUAUGGUAACCAGACACUCCAGGACCUGCUCACUUCGGACUCACUUAGCCACAGCGAUGUCAUGAUGACACAGUCGGACCCCUUGAUGUCUCAGGCCAGCACCGCUGUGUCUGCCCAGAAUUCCCGCCGGAACGUGAUGCUUCGCAAUGAUCCGAUGAUGUCCUUUGCUGCCCAGCCUAACCAGGGAAGUUUGGUCAAUCAGAACUUGCUCCACCACCAGCACCAAACCCAGGGCGCUCUUGGUGGCAGCCGUGCCUUGUCGAAUUCUGUCAGCAACAUGGGCUUGAGUGAGUCCAGCAGCCUUGGGUCAGCCAAACACCAGCAGCAGUCUCCUGUCAGCCAGUCUAUGCAAACCCUCUCGGACUCUCUCUCAGGCUCCUCCUUGUACUCAACUAGUGCAAACCUGCCCGUCAUGGGCCAUGAGAAGUUCCCCAGCGACUUGGACCUGGACAUGUUCAAUGGGAGCUUGGAAUGUGACAUGGAGUCCAUUAUCCGUAGUGAACUCAUGGAUGCUGAUGGGUUGGAUUUUAACUUUGAUUCCCUCAUCUCCACACAGAAUGUUGUUGGUUUGAACGUGGGGAACUUCACUGGUGCUAAGCAGGCCUCAUCUCAGAGCUGGGUGCCAGGCUGAAGGAUCACUGAGGAAGGGGAAGUGGGCAAGCAGACCCUCAAACUGACACAAGACCUACAGAGAAAACCCUUUGCCAAAUCUGCUCUCAGCAAGUGGACAGUGAUACCGUUUACAGCUUAACACCUUUGUGAAUCCCACGCCAUUUUCCUAACCCAGCAGAGACUGUUAAUGGCCCCUUACCCUGGGUGAAGCACUUACCCUUGGAACAGAACUCUAAAAAGUAUGCAAAAUCUUCCUUGUACAGGGUGGUGAGCCGCCUGCCAGUGGAGGACAGCACCCCUCAGCACCACCCACCCUCGUUCAGAGCACACCGUGAGCCCCCGUCGGCCAUUCUGUGGUGUUUUAAUAUUGCGAUGGUUUAUGGGAUGUUUUAAGUGUUGUUCUUGUGUUUGUUUUCCUUUGACUUUCUGAGUUUUUCACAUGCAUUAACUUGCGGUAUUUUUCUGUUAAAAUGUUAACCGUCCUUCCCCUAGCAAAUUUAAAAACAGAAAGAAAAUGUUGUACCAGUUACCAUUCCGGGUUCGAGCAUCACAAGCUUUUGAGCGCAUGGAACUCCAUAAACUAACAAAUUACAUAAACUAAAGGGGGAUUUUCUUUCUUCUUUUGUUUGGUAGAAAAUUAUCCUUUUCUAAAAACUGAACAAUGGCACAAUUGUUUGCUAUGCGCACCCGUCCAGGACAGAACCAUGCAUAGGCAAAACGAGUGGAGCACAGCGUCCGGCCCAGUGUGUUUCCAGUUCUGAGUCAGGGUGAUCUGUGGACGGGACCCCAGCACCAGGUCUACAGGUGCCAGAUCAGUAGGGCCUGUGAUCUCCUGUCAGUGUCCUCAGCUAAUGUGAACAGUGUUGGUCUGCUGGUUAGAAACUAGAAUAUUGAUAUUUUCAGGAAAGAAAUCAGCUCAGCUCUCCACUCAUUGCCAAAUGUCACUAAAGGGUUUAGUUUUAAGGAGAAAGAAAAGAAAAAAAAAAAAACAAAAAAAUGCUGUUUUGCUUUGCAGAACAAAUGAACUUACAGGUGAGCAUUAAGCUUGCAGUGAGAAAUGUGCGAAGAGUAAAAACCCAAGUCAAUGCUGAGGCAGUUCUAACUUCACUGUUUUCCUAAAUACACAUCCUUGAUUAUUUUCAGCCUUGCUAUAUAAUCUGAUCUGCUAGAAGUGUAUGAGUGAGAGGCAAUAGCAUACAAACUGAUUUUUUAAAUAUAAGCUUAGGUUGUAAUUGUACAAGUGACUCAAUGGAAGUACAAAAUAGGGCAGUUUUAACUUUUUUUUCUGCUUCUAUGGAUUUCAUUUUGUUGUGUUUUCAAAAAGUUAUGGUGCUGUAUAGGUGCUUUCUGUUUAACCUGGAAAGUGUGAUUAUAUUCGUUACCUUCUUUGGUAGACGGAAUAGUUGGGACCACCUUUGGUACAUAUGAAAUUGGUAUAACGAUGCUCUGAUUAGCACAGCAUAUGCAUACUUCUCCAAAGUGAUAUAUGAAGACUCUUUUCUUUGCAUAAAAAGCAUUAGGCAUAUAAAUGUAUAAAUAUAUUUUAUCAUGUACAGUACAAAAAUGGAACCUUAUGCAUGGGCCUUAGGAAUACAGGCUAGUAUUUCAGCACAGACUUCCCUGCUUGAGUUCUUGCUGAUGCUUGCACCGUGACAGUGGGCACCAACACAGACGUGCCACCCAACCCCCUGCACACACCACCGGCCACCAGGGGCCCCCUUGUGCGCCUUGGCUUUAUAACUCCUCUGGGGGUGAUAUUGGUGGUGAUCACAGCUCCUAGCAUAAUGAGAGUUCCAUUUGGUAUUGUCACACGUCUCCUGCCUCCCUUGGGUUGCCAUGUUUGAGCGAUGGCCCUGUUGAUUUCACCCUGCCUUUUACUGAAUCUGUAAAUUGUUGUGCAAUUGUGGUUAUAGUAGACUGUAGCACAUUGCCUUUUCUAAACUGCUACAUGUUUAUAAUCUUCAUUUUUAAAGUAUGUAUAAUUUUUUUAAGUAUGUAUUCUAUUCAUAUGGUCUGCUUGUCAGUGAGCCAGACUUGCUUACUAUAUUCCUUUAUAAUAAUGCUAGCCACUUCCUGGAUUCUUUAGUAAUGUGCUGUAUGCAAGAACUUUUCCAGUAGCAGUGAAGGAGGGUUGCCUCUCCAAGCUUCCUAAAGGAUGCUGCCCUGGGUGGGGAUGCAUUGCAGAGGCAGUAGUAGCAUGGGGGCUAGAGUGGGGAGCGAGAUGUAAAAGGGUGGGGGGAUAGGAGAAUUCCAGAGUGCUUCCAGCAUUAGGGUCCUGAGAACUUCUGUCCUGAGUUCAGAGAAACAUGCAAAGUAACUAACAAAAUAGCUACUUGCCUUUGCAGUUUUACAGACCCUGGGAGCUGCUUUGGGAGUGAGAAAGGCAACCCUCCAAUGUGUUUCAACUUUAAAAUGUUGAAUUCUUUUCAGACGUGGUAUCUCAUUUAUUCUCCUUUUCUAGCGUUUGUUGAAUUUCAGGCAGAAUGUCUUACAGAAUGUCCUAGAACCAGAUUAUCAUUUAAUCUGAAACAGCUGAGGAAGGGACAGAGAAGGUACAAGGGCAAGGCAGCACAAAACAGAUCAGGAGAAUGAAGAGGGAAUGCUUUGGUUUUUUGUUUUGUUUUGUUUUUUCUUUUUCAAGUAACUAAAACAGCAUCUACAUGUAGAGUGUUGUGGAGAGCUGAGACCAGGGUAAAGUCAAGUGCAGCAUCAGUACUGCGAGACCCACCAGCCCCUGGAGAGGGUCAGCCGAGAAUCUGGUAGUGAAGCCUGUCUAGGGUCCCGGCACCCUCACCCUCAGCCACCUGCAGAGAGGCCAGGGCCCCAGAGACUAGCCUGGUUCUGAAGUGGGCAGGGGUGCUGCCAGAGCCCUCUGCCCCUUAUAUUGAGACCCUGCUUUCAGGACAGGCCAGCCGUUGGCCACCAUGUCACAUUCUGAGUGAGUGUCACAGGUCCCUAACAAUAAUUUUCUGAUCUGGAGCAUAUCAGCAGAAUGCUUAGCCUCAAGGGGCCUGGCAGCUGUAAUGUUUGAUUUAUGAUGAGAACUAUCCGAGGCCACCCUUGGCCUCUAAAUAAGCUGCUCUAGGGAGCCGCCUACUUUUUGAUGAGAAAUUAGAAGAGUACCUAAUGUUGAAAACAUGACAUGCGCUCUUGGGAUCUGCUAUUCUCUCCAGGGCUCCAGAACCUGAUACCUGUUACCAAAGCUAGGAAAGAGCUUUAUCACAAGCCUUCACUGUCCUGGCAUGAGAACUGGCUGCCAGGCUCAGUGUACCCCAUUAACUGUGAAUGAAUCUGAGCUUGGUUUCCUUUAUUGCUUCCUCUGCAAUAUGAUUGCUGAAACACAUUUUAAAAAUUCAGAAGUUUGUCACUCCUGUUAAUGGGAGGAUCAGUCACACAUGUGUAGUACAAGGCGGACUUUGUGUUUGUGUUUGGUGUUAAUUUUUAGCAUUGUGUGUGUUGCUUCCCCACCCUGAGGAGAGGACACCAUGGCUUACUACUCAGGACAAGUAUGCCCCGCUCAGGGUGUGAUUUCAGGUGGCUUCCAAACUUGUACGCAGUUUAAAGAUGGUGGGGACAGACUUUGCCUCUACCUAGUGAACCCCACUUAAAGAAUAAGGAGCAUUUGAAUCUCUUGGAAAAGGCCAUGAAGAAUAAAGCAGUCAAAAAGAAGUCCUCCAUGUUGGUGCCAAGGACUUGCGAGGGGAAAUAAAAAUGUUAUCCAGCCUGACCAACAUGGAGAAACCCCGUCUCUCUUAAAAAUACAAAAUUAGCCUGGCAUGGUGGCGCAUGCCUGUAAUCCCAGCUACUCUGGAGGCUGAGGCAGGAGAAUCGCUUGAACCCAGGAGGCGGAGGUCGCAGUGAGCCAAGAUCAUGCCAGUGCACUCCAGCCUGGGUAACAAGAGUGAAACUCCGUGUCAAAAAAAAAAAAAAUGUUACUCAUCCUCUCUCAAAGCAAAAAGGAAACCCUAACAGCUCUGAACUCUGGUUUUAUUUUUCUUGCUGUAUUUGGGUGAACAUUGUAUGAUUAGGCAUAAUGUUAAAAAAAAAAUUUUUUUUUUUGGUAGAAAUGCAAUCACCAGUAAAGAGGUACGAAAAAGCUAGCCUCUCUCAGAGACCGGGGAGGCAGAGUACUACUAGAGGAAGUGAAGUUCUGAUGGAAUCAUGCCUGUCAAAUGAGGUCUUGAAGCGGAUGCCCAAAUAAAAGAGUAUAUUAUAUUUUAUCUAAAUCUUAAGUGGGUAACAUUUUAUGCAGUUUAAAUGAAUGGAAUAUUUUCCUCUUGUUUAGUUGUAUCUGUUUGUAUUUUUCUUUGAUGAAUGAUUGGUCAUGAGGCCUCUUGCCACACUCCAGAAAUACGUGUGCGGCUGCUUUUAAGAACUAUGUGUCUGGUCACUUAUUUCUCUAAAAUUAUCUCAUUGCCUGGCAAUCAGUCUUCUCUUGUAUACUUGUCCUAGCACAUUAUGUACAUGGGAAAUGUAAACAAAUGUGAAGGAGGACCAGAAAAAUUAGUUAAUAUUUAAAAAAAUGUAUUGUGCAUUUUGGCUUCACAUGUUUAACUUUUUUUAAGAAAAAAGUUGCAUGAAUGGAAAAAAAAAAUCUGUAUACAGUAUCUGUAAAAACUGUCUUAUCUGUUUCAAUUCCUUGCUCAUAUCCCAUAUAAUCUAGAACUAAAUAUGGUGUGUGGCCAUAUUUAAACACCUGAGAGUCAAGCAGUUCAGACUUUGAUUUGAAGCACCUCAUCCUUCUUUCAAUGCGAACACUAUCAUAUGGCAUUCUUACUGAGGAUUUUGUCUAACCAUAUGUUGCCAUGAAUUAACUCUGCCACCUUUCUUAAGGAUCAAAACCAGUUUGAUUUGGGAAUCUUCCCCUUUCCAAAUGAAAUAGAGAUGCAGUACUUAACUUUCCUUGGUGUUUGUAGAUAUUGCCUUGUGUAUUCCACUUAAAACCGUAAUCUAGUUUGUAAAAGAGAUGGUGACGCAUGUAAAUAAAGCAUCAGUGACACACUA